This is a messenger RNA of Sclerotinia borealis F-4128, 621 nucleotides long. The record is from the annotation of a GenBank genome assembly. NCBI's taxonomy places the organism in Eukaryota, Fungi, Ascomycota, Leotiomycetes, Helotiales, Sclerotiniaceae.
AUGACAACCCCAACCUUCAGCAUCCUUCCUCCAGGCGAGUUACCCAACCCUCUCACCAGCUGCCGCGCAACAGAAACAUUCCACCAUUUCUGCGGCCACGUCACCACAGUAACCAUCCACCACUCACCGCUCUGCACAUCCUGCCAACCCUCACCCCCACCAUCACCCCUCCAACCCAGCAGCUCCCAAUUUGCAUUUAGAUCCCCGCCCGGAACCCCUAGCACAGCAAGACCACGCAGGCCGACACUCACACGGCCUUCAAGCUCCGCAUCCAUGGCUUGCUUCAACACCGUUGAGCGCAGCGGAACACUCCAAUCACCCACUGCGUCACCGACCGGACCCAGAGAAAUUCCUCCUCUUUCCAUCACAUGCUCAGCUACAUCUGCACCUCGAAUCUCUUGUCCUCAACUUCUCAUCCAACCACUCUAUAAUCCGGCAGCUUGCGCAUCGUGCGCUAAACUUAUGGGUUUGGAGUCUGAAGAGACGGAUGAGAUGGUGGAGAGGGAGAUGGAGCAGUGGGAAAAGAGAAAACAGGGAAUAGAGGAGAGAAUGAGGGAGUGGGCUGUCAAGCUCAAUGAUUGGGAGGAAGGGGUGAGAGUUUUGAGGAGGGGUGGGAAUUGA